Messenger RNA from Humulus lupulus (European hop), 4733 nucleotides. RefSeq lists its product as uncharacterized. Gene Ontology annotation, molecular function: microtubule binding. Lineage: Eukaryota; Viridiplantae; Streptophyta; Magnoliopsida; Rosales; Cannabaceae. The transcript has 10 exons. The coding region runs from base 131 to 4405 and encodes 1424 amino acids. The record is from RefSeq and is a predicted model, not a curated record.
CGUCGUUCAUAUUCCCGCUUUCUACUCUUUUUGAAAUUUAUGACUAACAACACUCUUCUAAACUUCCGUUCCUUUUUUUAGAUCCUUCUCUAGAACAAAAAACACUUUACAGUUUACAUGAAAGAUAGCAAUGGAGUCAGAUCUCUCGCUUCUCGAAAUCGCAGUCGAAGACGAUUCGCUUCUGCAACAGAUCCCCAUUCACGACAUUUCGAGUUUUAACAGCAAUGGAAUCGACACAACUGAUCAUACCAGUCCCUAUUUCAUGUGCUCUCCUCUCCAAGUCCCCAGAUCCAACCCUAUUGCCACUGAAGGCAGUAGGGCAAAUGAUGCUGUAGAAGAUAUGAGUCGUUCAUUCCAUAGGGAUAGUACUAUAAAUAAAGAGAACUUUAACCAGAACAAAGAAGAAGGAAUGAAACUUAGUCUUGAACCACAACAAAUGAAAAGGAAGAAAAAAGGAGGUGUAUACAAUUUGCGCAAGAGCUUAGCAUGGGACCGUGCUUUCUUUACUGAAGAAGGUGUUCUUGAUCCCGUGGAGUUAUCUAUGAUUAGUGGAAAUGUCAGAAAAUUUAGUGGGGAAACUUUGUUAACAAUCCGGGAAGAAGACACAAGCUGCGCUGGUGCUUCAUUGAACCAGAGAGCACUUGAAGAAAAUUUAUUUACGGAAUUGCCUGCCACUACUUCAGGAAAACAUAGGAAAAGUAGUGGUAGUAGCUUCUUCCCAAAGAAUGAUUCACCAGUUAGAAAAAAGGCUGCUCCUACGUCGUCGGUUAGUUUCAGCAUUGAAAUUCCGAUUUCCCUGGAUAUUGAAGUGUAUUUUAUUUUCUUUUGCAAAGCUGUAAGGUGCUACAAUUUGGCAUAUUUCAAUUUGGAAAAAGGUGGUGGUUUUAACUUCUCAUGUCAUGAUUUUCAGGCUAAACGGAACGUGCUUUCAGCCCAUGAUGUCAAUAGAAGUGCCUCAAAGCGAAGUGAUUGUCCUCGACCUGUGGCUUCAUCUUCAUAUCCUUUUCAAUAUAGGCCUGCAAAUUUGAUCACAAUGAAAACAUCAGCAAAGGAUUCAAAAGUUUCUAGAUUACCAGUUCCAAAGCCAAAUCAUUGUGCGUCCAUUAAGAUAUCCAAGAGUUCUACACUAGGUGCAAGUGAAUCAAAACGGAAUCAGAUAACUCGGCCAGCAGUCAAUAUUCAGAAAAAUUCUGGACUUAAGGGCUCCUCAAGCAAUAUUAGGAAUGCAUUAAACAAUUCAAAAGCCGGUCCCACAGGAAAUUCAUUAACUACUAAGACCUCUCUUGGACAAGCUAAAAGAAAUGUGGCUAGCUCAGUAAAGUGUUCUACCAAUUUACAAUAUCCAUUGAAAACUGAAGUGAACAAUGACUUAGAUGUGAUCUUCGAUACUUCACUUCUUCAUGCUGAUCUUGGAUCAAAUAGUCAUGAUGGAGGAUCCAGCAGAACUGCAAUCCCUCUCCCCAAAAAUGCUAACCGUACUGGUGUUAACGUGCAACCUACUCAAGUCCAAACAGCAGCAAAACCAUCAGGUUUGCGGAUGCCUUCUCCAUCUCUUGGAUUCUUUGGUCAGUCAAAACUUCCCCCUAUGCAGAGUCCACUAAAGAUGACUUCUCCACCAUGCAAUCUUCCUGAGUCUAACAUUUCUAAUUUGAGGAAAUUUGGUGCUCCACCAAAUCCAGUUUUUGAACUAAGGCCUCCACUUGCUCCUAGAAGUUUACCUGAAAAAAUUAGGGAUGGUUCACUCGCAGGAAAUGUUAAAGCCUCAUGCUCAAGCUUUGGAUGCUCAGUUUUAACUGCUGUUAAUCCCACUUUAUGUGGAGUAGUGGAAUCAAACUCACAAGUUGCUAAUAGGCAGAUGGAAAAAAUGGUACAAUGCAAUGAUACUAGUUAUAAAGCUAUAAAAACUCUGAAACAGUUGCAUGUUUUUGUUGGUGUUGACGAACAUUGUCCUGGACAAGCAGGGCCACCUACCACUGCAAUAAAGUUUUCAAUAGAAGAUGUAAAAUUGCAGACGAAUGAUGGCAAUCUUUUACUGAAAGAAGCCUCUCAGUUGGAUAAGGAUAACAUUGACACAAAGGUAGUUGACAAUAGCCAAAAGAAUAAAAUAAGUAGUGAACUGGAAAUUCCACAGCUUAAGACCCAUUCUAGCUCUGCAGUUGAAGUUACUGGUCUCUCUCAUGAAAAUGAUAUUUCUGACCACCAGCUUGGAGAAGAGAGACCCUUUGAUCCAUCACAUAAGGAUCAUGGCGUUGCCUUGCAAGUCAACCCUGUGUGCAAAGCUAAUGAACCAGUUGGGGAACAAGCUGAAGCGAUGCAUUCUUUUAACUGCAAAAGUGGCCCAUUUUCCAGCGACAACCAGAUGCUAGAAGACAACGCAGCAGAUAUUAGUUCACAAGUUGAGGACUAUAAUGUGGCUGAAAUUGAAAAUUCUCAUGCUUUUUCUCAUUUUAGGUCCAUUGAGCUGGAAAAAGAGGACUAUGAUAUCUCCUCAGAACUGAACUCCCAAAAGUGCGAUAUCAACGAACCAUGUGGGAUACAAACUAAAAUGAUGAAUUCCUUAAACUGUAUAGCUACUCCAAUUCUUAGUGAUGCCCAGAUGCUGCAGGACAAUGCUGCAGAUAUCAUUUUAAUGGUCCAAGGCUAUAAUACAGCUGAAAUUGAAAAUUCCCCUACUUUUUCUCGCAUUAGAUCUGUUGAGCAGGAACAAGAGGUUCAUGGUGUCUCCUCAAAGCUCAAUUGUAAUAAACGUAACGUCGAUGAACCAUUUGCAGAAGAAGCUGAAACUUAUUCAAUUUCCAGUGAUAGCCAGAUGCCGUGGGACAAUGCUGCAGAUAUUAGUUCAGAGGUCCAAGACUAUAAUACAGCUGAAAUUGAGAAUUUUCUUCAUCUUAGGUUCAUAGAGCAUGAAAAUGAGGCUUCGACUGCCAUCGAUGAACUGAGAAAGCAAUUAAAUGUCGAAGAUAGAGGAAUGCAAUCUGGCAACAGAACAGAUAGAAACAGCAACGGCAAUAUCAGCAUUUCUGCAAAUAAUGAUCACAAGAUGGUUAUUGACGAUGUAAUUGAAAAACCAGAUUUUUUAGAGUUUCCAAAGUCUCCCCUUACCAGAGAGGACACUUUGCAGGAUGAAUUUAUAUUGCAGGUAGAUGGUUCCUUAUUAGGUGAUAAAAGCAUUUUUCCUGAUGAGUUAAAGCAGGAAAAUGCUCUCCAGUCUGAUGAAAUAGAAGUUACCGAUGUUUGUCAAACUGAGUUGAGAAGUUCUAGAACUUCGUCAAUGCCAGAUUUUAUGCUACACUGUGAAUCUAAUGCAGCUCCAUCUGUGCAGUGCCACCUUUUGGAGGAUAGUUCAUCAGUUUCUGUGGGAGACAGCAAACCAGUGGCUGCUAAUUGUAAUCUGAAUACCCAUGCUCAGCUUGAGGUUGGGUUCCAUGAUCAAUCUACUUCUGUAGAAUUGGGUAAUAUGGAUGAAGAUAACCUAGCAGGUGCAGUGGAUGCUGAAGAUGUCAAUGUCACUUGUCAAAAAGUUGGAAACUUCGGUGACAGUGAACAAGAAAACCUUAAUGUUACAUGUGAACCAAGUUUUGUGGUGCAAGUUGAAAGUGAUUAUUCGAUGAAAAAUAAAAUUGAGCAUGUUGAUGUAGAAGUUAAAAAAUUCAAUCUAUCUGUUGAAAGUUCUCACCGUAAUUUUGAUUCACAGCCUGGAGAUGAGCUUUGUCCUUGUGAUGAGAAUUCUUCAAUAGCUCAAAUGUACAUGUUGGAAAGUAAAAAUGAUGACAACGAUCAGGGUGACCAAGUUAAACAGAUCACACCUUGUUGCCUCUGUGAAACCAAAGUAAUAUGUAAUGAUAAAAAAGAGAGUCUAGAGGCUCCUAGCUUGUCAUUUGACAAUAGCCACUCUCUGGAAGAGCCUCAGAUAAUGGAGGAUGUUUUCAAUCCCAUAGUCAGCGUUCAUGAUGGAAGUGGAUCAAGAAGUCCUGGUCUAUCUUUGCAUAAAGACAUGAAUAAAACGUUUAAGGAAUCUGAGGGAGGUUAUCACAUAAUCAAGGAACAAGAUGGUAACUUCGAGCUUCAAAAUCCAGUUAAUCAAAGUGAAGAAGUUUCCUCAACUAGUUUUCCAGAAGAUGAGGGUGUCACAGGAGAACAUUGCAGCGAAGAAUCUGGCAUUGAUAAAAAGCAGGAUGUUCUUGUUAUAAAACCUCCCCUGAAUGCGACUCCAUUUUCAGAUGAAUGGUUAGCGGCAUUUGAAGCUGCUGGAGAGGAAAUUUUAACCAUGAAAAGUGGUGCUGUACAAAAUUCACCAGAAGAAAAGUCUCAACGCGAACCAGGUCCAUGGUCUCCGGUGAAACGGAAACAGAAUCAAGCAAUUGGGCCGUACGAUUGUACAAAAUAUACCAACACGAAUUCUUAACUCGACCAAGAUUCUUCUGAUUAUUUUUUUCGCUAACCUUGAUUUUUUUUGACCUUAGGUUAGCCUGAGCUUCUUGGAUAUUUUUGGAUCUUAUGAAUACGAUCCUAACUAAUUUGGGGGCAAAUACAAAUUAUAUAAUUUCCCAGGCAAGGCUACAAGUCUUCUUCAACUCUUUUUUGCGUACAGUAGGAAUUUUAGUGUAAACGUAGUGUUGUUUUUAUAGACUGACUGUUACCCUUAUAAUUUAUUUAUAUCGUUCUCAUUUGCCAGGGUUUCGUUGUCUGAAUAGUAAAUACUGGUUUUGCAAUAAGUUUUUUAAAUUGGCUUC